Molecule: messenger RNA, 2441 nt
Organism: Aricia agestis (brown argus)
Lineage: Eukaryota; Metazoa; Arthropoda; Insecta; Lepidoptera; Lycaenidae
Gene: Nadsyn
Product: glutamine-dependent NAD(+) synthetase
Exons: 13
Coding region: 160-2343 (727 amino acids)
Biological process (GO): NAD+ biosynthetic process
Cellular component (GO): cytoplasm
Molecular function (GO): glutaminase activity; NAD+ synthase (glutamine-hydrolyzing) activity; ATP binding
Source: RefSeq, a predicted model, not a curated record
ACAUCGUUUUUUAUUUUUCAUAUUGAAUUUUCAAUAAAUAAUUAAGAUUCAUCACUUAAUUAUUUGUAGCAGAUGUCAUUGUUUAAAUAAGUACUGUGCUUUUAGUGAAAACGCAUCUCCAAUAGAAAAAGAAAGAAGUUUGCUGUACUUAAAUAGAAAAUGGGGCGAAAGGUUGUGGUAGCAGUAUGUACACUGAACCAGUGGGCUUUAGACUUCGAAGGCAAUUUAAACAGAAUACUGGACUCUAUUCAAGAAGCGAAAGAAAUGGGCGCCCGCUACAGAACUGGUCCAGAGCUAGAAAUAUGCGGUUACAGUUGUGAAGAUCAUUUCCACGAGCCAGACACGUUCCUACACAGCUGGCAGGUUCUCGCAAAACUUCUUAGCUCGCCAACUUGCAAAGACAUUCUCAUAGACGUGGGCAUGCCCGUACAGCACAGAAAUGUCUCCUACAACUGUAGAGUCGCGUUUUUCAACAAGAAGAUACUGCUCAUCAGACCAAAGAUGAUCUUGUGUGACGAUGGGAAUUACAGAGAAUCCAGAUGGUUCUCGUGCUGGACGAAAGAACGCCAAAUAGAGGAGUAUUAUCUCCCAAGAAUGAUAUCGUCGAUAACAGAACAAACGACUGUACCAAUCGGAGAUGCGGUCCUGUCCACUCGUGAUACGUGCAUAGGCUUUGAAAUUUGCGAGGAACUUUGGAAUCCACGCAGUCGACACAUUCCCUUAGGUUUGGACGGCGUUGAAAUCAUAUCGAACGGAUCGGGCAGCUACAUGGAGCUGCGGAAGGCGUACGUCACGGUCGAUUUGGUUAAAAAUGCCACCUUCAAGAGCGGAGGUGCUUACUUGUUCAGCAAUUUGCGAGGGUGUGACGGCCAGAGAAUAUAUUUCAACGGGUGCUCGUGUGUCGCGGUAAACGGACAGAUCGUGAGCAGGGGACUCCAGUUUGCUUUGACCGAUGUGGAGGUCGUAACGGCUACGAUAGAUCUGGAAGACAUAAGGUCGUACCGCGCACAGAUCCGCUCGCGAUGCCACCUCGCCGCGUCCAACCCGCCGUUUCCGCGAAUCAGCGUGGAGUUCGCGCUUUCGGAAGAUGAUGAUUACCACUUGAUCGCCAGUCCGCCAGUCGAAUGGAAAUACUUGACUCCGGAGGAGGAAAUUGAAUUAGGUCCCGCGUGCUGGCUGUGGGACUAUCUCCGGCGGUCGGGGCAGGGGGGGUUCUUCCUGCCGUUGAGCGGCGGCGUGGACUCCACCAGCACCGCCUGCAUUGUCUACUCCAUGUGCACGCAGAUCUGCGAGGCCGUGCAGAAAGGAGAUAACCAAGUUCUGUUCGACGUGCGCAAGAUCCUGUGUCAGUCGGACUACGCGCCGUCGGACCCCAUGGAGCUGUGCAACCGACUGCUGGUCACCUGCUACAUGGCCACUGAGAACUCCAGCCAGGAGACCAAGCAACGCGCCUCGCAGCUGGCGAGCGAGAUCGGCAGCUACCACUUCCCGGUGGUGAUCGACUCGGCGGUGAGCGCGGUGCUCGGCAUCUUCACCGCCGCCACCGGCCUCGUGCCCAAGUUCCGCGCCCAGGGCGGCUGUCCCCGACAGAACCUCGCGCUACAGAAUAUACAGGCGCGGCUCCGCAUGGUGGUGUCGUACCUGCUGGCGCAGCUGAUGCUGUGGGCGCGCGGGCGGCCCGGCGGCCUGCUGGUGCUGGGCUCCUCCAACGUGGACGAGGCGCUGCGCGGCUACGUCACCAAGUACGACUGCUCCAGCGCCGACGUCAACCCCAUCGGCGGCAUCUCCAAGACCGACCUCAAGGCCUUCCUAGUGUACGCCAAGAACCGGUUCUUCCUACCGUCGCUAUCGGAGAUCCUGGGCGCGCCACCGACGGCGGAGCUGGAGCCACUGGCCGGCGGGCAGGUGGCGCAGACGGACGAGGCGGACAUGGGCAUGACGUACGCGGAGCUCGCCGAGUUCGGCCGCCUGCGCAAGACGCUCAACUGCGGCCCCUACUCCAUGUUCCAGAAACUCGCGCACGCCUGGGCCGGCAAGUGCACGCCUCAUGAGGUGGGCGAGAAGGUGAAGCACUUCUUCCGGUGCUACGCGAUCAACCGGCACAAGUCGACGGUGCUGACGCCCGCCUGCCACGCCGAGGCGUACGCGCCCGACGACAACCGCUUCGACCACCGCCCCUUCCUAUACCGCGUGCACUGGAACUGGCAGUUCCGGUGCAUCGAUGACGCGGUGGCACAAAUGUCGCAGGAGCGGCGUAGCGUGAGUGAGGCGAAGCAGGAGGCGGGGCAGUCCAACAUCGGGCACUUCACCGCGCGCUGCGAGAGGAAGGGCGUGCUGAUAUAAACUGCCCCAUAUAAAAAUACGAAUACGUACCUUUUUAUACUUACGAAAACAUUUCAAACUAAACUAACUGCCGCACUCAGAGUGGAACAUUAAUUACU